Molecule: messenger RNA, 468 nt
Organism: Strongylus vulgaris
Lineage: Eukaryota; Metazoa; Nematoda; Chromadorea; Rhabditida; Strongylidae
Source: the annotation of a GenBank genome assembly
AUGCUGCCUUCUUCCAAAAAUAUUCAUGAAAUACAGUGUCUGCAAGUGCAAUUGUGUGUCCGUAUAACACUUCUACUUACUCUGUGUUGCAGGAUUUCCGUGUCCUCUGCCUUUGUCUCGUAUCGCUACUGGUUACUUGUCAGGUUUUGGUACGCUUUCCUUCUAAGCGAGGAAUUUAGGAUGAUCGUGGAUCCAGUAAAUGGAAUGUGCGUGGAUACCAAUAUGCAGUGCCCAGUUUGGGCAAGCACGGGCCAGUGUGCAUCAAGUGCUGUCGUCAUGCGUCGAAUGUGUGCGUUGUCGUGCGGGACUUGUGCUCUAGGCGCAGAAUAUGGAGGUUAUAAAAACCGUGAAAUAUCUUCUUUGGUUGUGCAGAUUGUUGUUAGGAUAUGCAGUAGGAACGAGUCUGGGAUAUGGAGGCUAUGGAAUGACAGCGUUUCCUUCACCACUGCUUGGAAGAAGCAUUUAUGA